AUGCCGUCACCAACAACAAAUAAACCGUUGGUUUCAAUAAAAAAUGCAUUGUUUGCUCAAUCAUUGAUAUUGUCAAAGAAAAAAACCCCUCAAUAUGUGUUCCCUAAACCAAUAAAUUUUACAAUUAAUUCAAGUAAAGAAAAAUGGUGUGUUUGGGGCCCAUCUAAAUCCAAAUUCUUGAAUAUUUUAAAUGGCUCCAACUAUUUAAUAUUACCGAACCCAAAAGUUGUUCAGUAUAACAAACCAGCUAACAUCAAUGAUCAUACACCAAAUAACAAAUUUCAUAUUGAAUACAUUAAGUUUAAAUUACCUCCAACAACACCGCACUUAAGUGCACGUUUUGAGUAUUUUAAAGACGAGUUUGACCAAAACUUAUCCACUUUUGUUAAAGAUAUAGGAGACACUUCAACACGGGUAGAUUAUACAUUAUCAAAAACCGACCGUCAAAUAGAUGAAGCUGUAUAUAAUGAAAUAAUGAAUAAAUUAGAAUUGUUGGAUAUCCAAGACAGAUUAGUUAUGGCGCUAAGUAACGGACAGAUGAGAAGGGCAAGGUUAGCUAGAAGUUUGUUGCACAAGCCUGAUUUAUGUCUUGUUGAUGAUUUAUACUUGGGAUUGGAUCCCCAUGGUAGAAGUUUAAUUUCCAAAGUUUUGAAUUGGUAUAGUGAACAAGCGGGGAAUGGUGGUGGCUGUGUUGUUACUGGGUUAAGGAUACAGGAUGAAAUACCUCAAUGGUGUACUCAUAUUGUUUGUUGUGACGAAGUUGAGGGCAUUGUGUUUCAAGGUGAAAUUGGCCGGUUGAAUUCUGAAAUUAGGGAUUAUAAAACCCGGUGGUUGAACAGCAGCAAUACGCGUAUUUCAGGCACUGGUAUCGGUAACAAAACAAAAUAUACAACAGAUGAUUUGAUCUCUACUCAUGAAUGGUAUCACGAAGAUGGAAAUCUCGGAAAGGGACAUGAAACAUUCAAAAUGCUAAAUUAUGAACUAAAAGAUAUAGAUGUUGCCUAUAGAGGCGUUCCCGUUUUAAAAAAUAUACACUGGAAAAUAGCCAAAGGUUCCAAAUGGCAUAUAAGGGGUAACAAUGGGUGCGGAAAAAGUACAUUACUGUCACUAUUGACUGCUGAUCAUCCCCAAUCAUGGAAUUCUAAAAUUAUUGUUGAAGGGAAACCCAGAAAAACCGGGAACUCCAACUAUUUUGAUAUUAAUAAGGAAAUUUCGGUUUCUUCUCCUGAAUUACAUGCAGUAGCUCUUAAGAACCGUGAGAUGAGUGUUUUAACGUGUUUAUUGAGCGGGUUUAAUGAUGAUUCUUCAAAUAAUUUCUUGGUUAAAAAGGCAAGCUACACAAAUAAUAGAAUGAAAUUAAUAGAUAUGUACGUGGAUUAUUUUGGUGUUAAUGUCCCAGACAUUGAAUCAUGCAAAUUCCAGGAUUUGUCAGUUUCGGAUCAAAAGUUAAUAUUGUUUAUAAGAUGUUGUUUAAAAAUGCCCAAAUUGAUGAUUCUAGAUGAGUCCUUUAGUGGUAUGGAAGUUGAUCCGAUGUUGAGAUGUCAUAAUUUUUUGAAAAGCUGGCCUGGCACUGUUUUAGUUGUUUCCCACAUAGAAGAAGAGACGCCUGAAGUUGAUCACUAUAUAAGAUUGAUAAAACCAGGUGAGUAUGAGAUUGGUGACGUUAGUCAUGAUUAG
Saccharomycodes ludwigii is the source of this 1677-nucleotide messenger RNA. RefSeq lists its product as uncharacterized. Gene Ontology annotation, molecular function: ATP binding; ATP hydrolysis activity. The transcript has a single exon. Gene Ontology annotation, cellular component: mitochondrion. Bases 1 to 1677 code for a protein of 558 amino acids. NCBI's taxonomy places the organism in Eukaryota, Fungi, Ascomycota, Saccharomycetes, Saccharomycodales, Saccharomycodaceae. The record is from RefSeq and is a predicted model, not a curated record.